AUGCUAUUUAAAAGGCACACAGGGUUCGCCUCACUCGCUUUAAUCCUUGUACUUAAAUUUUCUCAAGCGCUAUACUCAGCUAAGGACUAUGCGGUAUCUCCAGACCUUCUGCCGGGGCUUUCCUCUGUCCAGGAUCAAGGUCUAAUACCAGAAAUGUUUGCAGGCCACAUACCACUAGACUCCAACGACGAUCUCGACACGAAAAACUACUUUUUUUGGAAGUUCCACGAUAUGUCGGGACGUACUAGUGACAGUGCCAAAAACACCUUAAUCUUUUGGUUGAAUGGGGGUCCAGGCUGUUCUUCAAUGGACGGUGCUCUGAUGGAAAGUGGUGCUCUGAGGAUUGACUCUUCUGGCAAAGCAUAUUUAAACGAGGGUAGCUGGCACACGAGGGGUGACAUUGUUUUUGUUGAUCAGCCAGCUGGUACUGGGUUUUCAACUGUAGGAUCCGAUAAAGGUUAUGAUACUGAUUUGGAAGUUGUGUCGCAACAUUUCUUGGCAUUUUUAAAGAACUACUUUGAGAUUUUCCCCGAAGAUUUGAACAAAAAAGUCCUUCUCGCCGGUGAAAGUUACGCCGGUCAAUACAUUCCAUUCUUCGCACAAGCCAUUUUGGAUGAAAAUGCAGGAAAAGAAGUACAAGAACAGAUCAAAUUGAAUGCUCUUCUUAUUGGCAACGGGUGGAUAGAUGCAAACCAGCAAUCGUUGUCUUACAUCCCAUUUGCUCUAGAGAAGGGCCUCAUCAAAAAAGGUGACCCCAAGCUCACCGAACUUUUGAAAAAGCAAGAGAGCUGUCAAAAUAGGUUGAAUUCAGCCUCAAAUGAGCAGUUUUCAUUUCCAGAAUGUGAGGAUAUUUUGUCGGUUUUGUUGGACAUUACUAGAGUUACUCACGAUCCUGAAGGGAACAAAGUUAACGCGAACCAGCAAUGCAUUAACAUGUAUGACUUGCGAUUGAAGGAUUCUUACCCUUCAUGUGGCAUGAAUUGGCCUGAUGACCUGCCUAACGUAUCUAAAUUUUUUGGAACACCGGGCGUUAUGGAAGCACUCCAUCUAGAUUCAGAGAGAGUCCCAAGCUGGCACGAAUGCGAUGAUAAAGUAUCAGGUCACUUAACCAAUCCAAAAUCGAAACCGUCGGUGCAUUUACUUCCUAAGAUUUUGGAGUCUGGACUUGACAUCAUUUUGUUCAACGGCGACCAGGAUAUAAUUUGCAAUAACAUGGGUGUAGAAAGUUUAAUCAGCGGUUUGUCUUGGGGUGGCGAAAAAGGGUUCACCGAGAAUACGCAAUAUUAUGAUUGGGUUUACAAAAGUGGCGAAGAAGAUGAAGUCAUACCAGCUGGGUAUGUCAAGUACGAUAGGAACCUGACGUUCAUCAGCGUCUACAAUGCAUCUCAUAUGGUACCUUUCGAUAAUGGGCUCAUCAGCAGAGGAAUCAUGGAUAUAUACCUGAACGAUGUCGAACUUGUCGAAGAUGAAAGCGGGGACACUUUGGUAAGCGAGAACUUAAGUGAAGUAAAUACUGAUUCUGGAUUAGAUUGUGAGGGUAAAGAUAAGGACUCGGAUGAGUGUAAAGCUUUGAAAGCUUCACAGGGUGAGGAUGAAGAUGAAGAUGAGGAUGAAGAUGAAGAUGAGGAUGAAGAUGAAGAUGAGGAUGAGGAUGAGGAUGAGGAUGAGGAUGAGGAUGAGGAUGAGGAUGAGGAUGAGGAUGAGGAUGAGGAUGAUGAUGAAGAUGAGGAUGACAAUGGAAUUGAAAUUGAGCACUCAGAUGAUUCUCACAAAUUCAAAGUGACUGUCGCUUCGACCUUAAUCUCAGUAGUCAUCAUAGUCGGCCUCUACUUCACAUUCCGGGAACAUUUCCGUCCCAAACUUCGUGCCAUAUUGGUGGAUCCUAACUCUAGACCAGAGCAAGGUAAGAAGACAGUUUCUUGGGCUUCUGAUUUGGAGCAAGAUGCUCCUAACCUUGGGGAGGCUCCUAUGGGCUCCAAGCAUAAAAAUGGAUAUUCUCAAGUGCCAACGCAAGAUUCUAGAGGCUCGUUCGAGUUGGAUGAUUUAUAA
Lachancea nothofagi CBS 11611 is the source of this 2049-nucleotide messenger RNA. The record is from the annotation of a GenBank genome assembly. Lineage: Eukaryota; Fungi; Ascomycota; Saccharomycetes; Saccharomycetales; Saccharomycetaceae.